This is a messenger RNA of Vitis riparia (riverbank grape), 1613 nucleotides long. RefSeq names its product B3 domain-containing protein Os11g0197600-like. The transcript has 5 exons. Gene Ontology annotation, molecular function: DNA binding. Bases 1 to 1233 code for a protein of 410 amino acids. Lineage: Eukaryota; Viridiplantae; Streptophyta; Magnoliopsida; Vitales; Vitaceae. The record is from RefSeq and is a predicted model, not a curated record.
AUGACGAGCGUUCCUUGGUGGCAUUGUGAUGAAGGCCUACUCCCGUCAACCAGACCGGCGACGAGACCCCACUUUUUCAAGAUAAUACACUCCACUAUCCUUAGAGAUGGAACACUAAGAAUUCCUAAGAGGUUUGUGAGCAGAUAUGGAAAGAACCUGUCGAAUAUUAUGUUUCUCAAGGUUCCUAGUGGCGAGGUGUGGCAAGUGGGACUGAAGAGAGGCGAUGGUGAGGUUUGGUUGGAUGGUGGCUGGCGGGAAUUUGUUGAGUAUUACUCCAUUGGGUAUGGGCAUUUUUUAGUGUUCAGAUAUGAAGGAAAUUCCAUUUUCCGUGUACUUAUAUUUGAUAUGACUGCUUCCGAGAUUGAAUAUCCUUCCACUAAUGCCCCACAUUAUGAAGAACCAAGCACUAACAUUGGGGGAAGCCUACCGCCCAAGAUGGAAGAAAUUGACAAUGAUGUUUCUGUUGAGAUUUUGGAUGUUUUUCCAGCCAGGCAGAGAACAAAGGAGAAAGACACGAUCAAUAUAUCUUCUAGUGAAGAAGAGUUCAUCCCCUGUUUGCCCGAAAUUGUGGAAAUUGAGAGUGAUGUUUCUGUUGGAACGUCUGAUGUUUUCCCUACAAGCCAGAAUCCAGAAGAGAAAAGAAGUUCGCCUUUUCUUCAGCCCACUAAGUUAAGAAGCAACAACUCUUCUCGGAAAACUGAUAACACCUCCAAUGUCCGAUCUCUGUUUCCACAUUUUCAGCCCAAAGGAGUUGGAGCUACUGGGGUGAAGUUUGAAAAGUCAGGGAUAGAUGCAGAUUGGCUUCCCGGGACGUCAGGGCUUAAGGUUGGCCAUGAUUUUCACGCAAAAGAGAGCUGUGGAACAGUAGCCGCCAUUCAAAGAAACGUGCUGUCCGGGGUUCUACCACCAGUGACCGCCAGCAAAGAAGUAGGGGCUCUUCAAAGAGCCAUAGCUUUCAACCCGGAAAAUCCUUUCUUCAGAGCGAAAAUGGGACCAAGUUACCUUGGAACGUCAAGGCAUGGUUUGAAUAUACCAAUCUGGUUUGUGGAGAGGUACUUCAAAACAGAUGACAAGUCUAUAACCCUUUGGGGUUCGGAUGGGAGAACUUGGUCCACUAGCUGUCGUCUGGGAAGGAGAUACGGAAAGCGGGUUGCAGAACUACUCUAUUCUGGUUGGAAAAUAUUCGUGCAGGAUAAUCAGUUGAAAUUAGAAAGCAACGCUGCACGUCUGUAAGCUACAUAUAACAGUCAUCUGGGAGCUGGUGGUGACCCAUGAUCAAAGCUAUUCUCCAGCAAAGCAAUGAACGGGUCACUCCCAUCAAAUUUUCUUGGGAAGAAUCCACGGUUUCUCUUAGCCCGAAUGCAACGAUGAAAACAAAACUGCCAUGUCUUCUUCUAAAACUGUUGACGUUCCUACAAUUCAGACCCUGUUUCCACAUGUUCAAACCAAAGGCAUUCAAGGCACUGGGAUAUGUAAUCUCAAAAGUUAGAUACAUAUGUAAAUCUGGAGUCUAAUCGUUUUCAACUGUACAACAUCAUCUCAAUUAUGUUCUCGUCCAUAAGUUACUGUGAAAUAUGAAAUGGACAAAAUAAAAUUAACUAUGGCCACCUAAA